AUGUCUGGUUACGCCGUUCUAACAGGCCAGUGGAAAUACAGCAUUGAUGUCGUAGUGAAUGUCUCUGAUGCACAAACCUUUGAGCUGAUUCGCUCGUCCUUGAAUGCUACUGAUCUUCCCGCACAAAUCGAUAACCAAACGGAGAUCUCGGACAUUAGUACCACAACCGUGUGUUCGUCAACUGACUCUGGUUUCCAGUGCAGAUGUGAGGAACAGUUUGCUUGGCCGUACAGCACCUGUGUCACAUACGGUGCCUGCGAACGCACGUGGAGCACCAUUUGUAAAUGCAUCAAUGCUAUUCCACCAGGCAACCAGUCCUGUCAGCCGAUACCAGCGCUGCUAACUCAGGUUGAGUACGACGUGGAGGUGGAGCUUAACGUGACAGAUGUUGCGACAGUGGACUACCUCAGGAGCCUGUUGAAAAACAACAGCUUCUCCUUCGCCCUGGGUCCCAUUGUGAAUGUCACAAACAUCGACAUCAACACAGUUUGUUACCUAAAUGGCAGCAACUCCCAGUGCAAAUGUGAGGACCAGUACGUCUGGUCUUCUACGGACUGUGCUACAAACGGAGCCUGUGAUGAGAUCACUAAUGACACGUGCAGCUGUAUCAACAGUAUUCCAUCCAAUGGGCAGUACUGCCAGCCAAAGACAGUUGUUUAUACAUACCUCAUAUCUGUUGAGUUGAACAUCUCAGAUGUUGGACUAAUAAAUCCACUGAGGACCAUUCUGAGCAACAUCAGUUACCCCAUCAGCAUCAACCAUAUGCUAAUCUCUGAUGUCAACAUUUCUACAGUUUGCUCUCCGAGAAGCAGUGGUUACCAGUGCAGAUGUGAGGAUCAGUAUCGUUGGUCAUGUGACCACUGUUUCAUGUAUGGAUCCUGUGACAACAUCACCUCCAACACAUGUGGAUGCAUCAAUGCCAUCCCUGCUGAUGGACAGCAUUUUUGCUCUCCGAGCAGCAGUGGUUACAAGUGCAGAUGUGAGGAUCAGUAUGGUUGGUCAUGUGACCAGUGUUUCAUUUAUGGAUCCUGUGACAUCACCUCCAACACAUGCGGCUGCAUCAAUGCCAUCCCUGCUGAUGGAAAGCAUUGUCAGCCACUGACAGAAACAGUUUUCAAAAUCGAAAUGUCAAUGAGAUUAGACAUGGUUUACACAUCAGAAUUAAGUGAUACAUCAAGUACCGUCUACAAAGAUUUGAAGUCAAAGAUCGAUAAAGUGAUAGUUGAGCAGUUUAAAGGAAUACCAGGAUAUAGAGGAGGUUUUGUGACAGUAUUCAGCAAAGGAAGCAUUAUUACAAAAUUUGUUGUACAGACGACACAAGUUGACUUUGAUCAAAUCUUGGUUGAAAAUCAAAACUUCCGUAAGGCAAUAAAUAGUGGGAUUGCUCCUGUCAUUGGCGCGGUUUCUGCAUUUUACCAAAGUUCAACUUCGAUCAGCAUUCCAGAGCUCACUUACACUGGUGCCAGCCUGUCCCUGAAGUGUGAGCCUCCAGAAAGCUUUAGCGUGGGACUAAUUUCCAGUUCCAGAUGGACAUUUAAUGGACGGGAAAUUAAACAUGGUGGAAGGUUUAAUAUAAUCACUACCAAUUCUAUGUCUAUGCUUGAAGUUAAAGACGUCAUUCCUGGUGAUAGUGGACCUUACAGUUGUACUCUGAGCAAAAACGACCUGGAAUUCCAGCAAAAAGGAUUUGUAACGGAAAGCAAAAUCAAAGAAGCUCCUGUAGUGCGUCUCAAGAGUGAAUUUCAUGUAAAAUGCUUAACUGGAAAGAUACAACCACUCAAGUGUUGUGUGCAACGUCCCUACAAAAUCAAGUGGUUUCAAGGCAAAGACCCAUUGAGCUCAGUUCCUAUUACCGAUGAAGACACCAACUGCAUCAAGCAUGAUUACAAAUUAGAAAGCUGCAGAGGAUCAGGGGAAGAUCAAGUCAUUUUUACAUGCAGGGUAGAAAACCCAUCAAGUUAUGAAAUGAAAUCGACAAUGACGAUCUUCAAAGAGAAUUUCAGAUGCAAUGACGCUCAGUAUGGGACCGGCCGAGUAGGAGACCGAUCAAGCAAUGAGUGUGAUAAAGGUCAAGUAGGGAAAAGGCUGGCGGAAUGUCAGGAAACCGGCGAGUGGAAACUGGUCGUAGACACCUGCAUUGUAAUAGCAAUCAAUCAAUUACUGACUGAGUCACAGACUUUGGUUGUGGAGGGAGUGACAACAUUUGUAGGAAAUCUAAGUAAAGCUGUCCAGAAAGAAAGACAGGACAUUGAAAAUUCAACUGCAACCAUAUCAGCUAUCGUUGACAUCCUAAACACUGUUGCAAAUGUUUCAACUACUGUCGAUGAAACCAUAAUGCAGAAUAUCCUAGAGACUGUUGAUGUCAUCAUAGGUGAAGAAUCAAGAGAGUCGUGGGUAAUUUUGAAUGCAAAUGAAACCAGCAAUUCCAGCUCGACACUAUUGGGUUCGUUGGAGAGCCUCUCCAGUGAUUUGGACGGAGAGUUUUCCGUGAGGACUCCACGGAUCCUGCUUAACAGAACCACAUUUGAUGACACCUUCAUGGCAGACCUCAACUCCAGCAUCGUCCUAAACAUUACAAAAAACAGCAUGAGCAAUGUUUUUAUUACCACCAUCCUCCUCUCAACCCUUAAUAUUGUUAUGCCGACCCGAAACUCAACCUUUAACGUCAGCCCCUUCAAUACCACCAGUAAUGAAACUGCCAGUGAUAAUGCCAUCAAUGCAGCCGUGUUGCUUGUCAAAAUAAAUGCCAAAGUUCAGAAUGUCUUUCUGAGCUACGACAAGCUGAACAGCUCCUUGACAAUGAACCCGCAGUGCGUCUUCUGGAACUUCACACUUUUUGAUAAUAUUGGUGCUUGGGAUGAUGAGGGAUGUAAGUUUGUUUCCGACAUAAACAACAUAGUAACCUGCAGCUGUAACCACCUCACCUCCUUCUCAAUUCUGAUGGCAACGGACAUCCCUCCAUCUCUAAGAGAAGCCUUGGAUAUAAUCACUUAUGUUGGAGUUGGAAUAUCUCUGGCAAGCUUGGUUAUAUGUCUAGUUAUUGAAGGGUACGUUUGGAAAGCCAUUACCAGGAAUAGCACUGCCUUCAUGCGUCACGUUUCCAUCGUAAAUACCGCCCUGUCUCUGUUGAUCGCUGAUAUCUGUUUCAUCAUUGGUGCCUCUAUAGCAAACAAUCCCCUUGAAAACCCAGGGGGGGACUACGAACUUCCUCUUGGACCAUGUAGCACUGCAACAUUUUUUAUGCACUUUUUCUACCUUGCUCUAUUCUUUUGGAUGCUCGUGUCAGGCCUUUUGCUCUUUUACAGGACGGUCAUGGUCUUCUCGUACAUGUCCAAGUCAAUCAUGUUGGCCUUUGGUUUCUGUUUAGGAUACGGCUGUCCUCUGAUUAUAGCUGUUAUUACUGUUGCUGUCACAGCACCGGGGAAUGGAUACAUCAGGAAAUCCGAGGCUUGUUGGCUGAACUGGUUUGAGACAAAAGCCCUCCUGGCCAUGGUGAUACCAGCCUUGACCAUAGUUUUCAUCAAUAUUUUAAUUGUAAUUGUGGUCUUAUACAAAAUGCUGAAAAGGGGUGUGGGAGAUGCUGGACAAUCAGAUGAAAAACACACACUGGUGGUCAUCACAAGAUGUCUGGUCAUUUUGACUCCUUUAUUUGGAUUGACCUGGGGUUUGGGUGUGGGAACCAUGGUGUCAUCAACAAAUAAAGCAAUCCAUAUUGCCUUUGCAUUCUUCAAUUCACUACAGGGUUUCUUCAUUUUAUUGUUUGGGGUACUACUCGAUUCAAAGACUCGUUCUCUCCUCGGAAGGAAAUCACCUCGAACAAGCACUGGCUCUAAUUCUACGAGGAGUACAGGUGCUGGCAAUUCCUCCUUGAGUGGAAGUAAUUUCAUAGGCAGACUACUUGGAAGAAGAUAUGUCUACCACGUUUCACAAGCUACAAAUCCAAACAGCAGUGGUGCAACAGAGUCAUUUAGUAAUAUAUGA
Messenger RNA from Limanda limanda (common dab), 3981 nucleotides. Its product is annotated as adhesion G-protein coupled receptor F1-like. Lineage: Eukaryota; Metazoa; Chordata; Actinopteri; Pleuronectiformes; Pleuronectidae. The transcript has 21 exons. Gene Ontology annotation, biological process: cell surface receptor signaling pathway; G protein-coupled receptor signaling pathway. The record is from RefSeq and is a predicted model, not a curated record. Gene Ontology annotation, molecular function: G protein-coupled receptor activity. Gene Ontology annotation, cellular component: membrane. Bases 1 to 3981 code for a protein of 1326 amino acids.